AUGCUAGCGGAGAGAAGAGAGAUGCUUCACUCCGCUGCCAUGACAACAGGACUUAUCUUUGUCACCUGGCUCUUGUAUACCAGUGCAAGGGGCAAUCUCAUUGUGUCUGUGCCAGAGGGUGGGGAAAAAGAGCGUUUGGAGCGUGUUUUGACCCAGGCCAAAGAAGGUCCGCUGAGCCCCAGCGCUAAGCAGCGUCUGGAGGAGCUUAGUAAUCUGGAACUGGAUGUUAUCAAAGGGGGCAACAGAUCCAGCACUAGUAGGACUCGACCUAAUUUGAGCUCCUUGAGACGUGGUUUCAAAGUGCAAGGAAAGUCCCUAGAAGCUUGGGGCGAGCAAGAAUCACUCAAGCAAACCGAAGAGGCUCCCACAGAAGAGGCGAACAUCUCCCUGGAUGCGAUUGAUGAGUAUGCUUACCCUGAUUAUAGGGGUAAGGGCUGCAUGGAUGAGACAGGUUUUGUGUUCGCCAUCGGGGAGAAAUUUACCCCGGGACCGUCCACCUGUCCCUGCUUAUGCACAGAUGAAGGUCCUCUGUGCGCCCAGCCUGAAUGUCCAAAACUUCACCCCCGUUGCCUGCGCGUCGACACGAGCCAGUGCUGCCCACAGUGCAAAGAGAAGAAAAACUACUGUGAAUUUCGAGGAAAGAUCUACUCAUCUCUGGAAGAGUUUAAGGUGUCUCGGUGUGAGAAGUGCCGCUGUGAGCCCAGUGGAGAGGUUUUGUGUUCUGUGUCAGCUUGCCCACAGACAGAGUGUGUUGAUCCAGAAUACGAGCCUGACCAGUGCUGCCCUGUAUGUAAGAGCGGGCCAAACUGCUAUGCGGACACGGCGGUGAUCCCAGCUGGCCGAGAGGUUAAAAUCGACGAAUGCACCAUCUGCUACUGCACGUACGAGGAGGGCACCUGGCGUAUCGAGCAGCAGGCCACCUGCAGUAAAAACGAGUGCCAGCCGAGCUAAGGUGGUGAUGGGGGCAUCGCUUCAUGCACAGCCUUCACUCAGACAGCUGUGGAUCAGGACCAUCCAUCCCAGCUGUGGUCUGUAUCGGCUCAGCACGGCAGCUGCGAGGCUCACACGCAGCCAGGACACCAGCACCGUGUGGAGUUGCUUCAGCUCAUGACUAUAUGAACUCAGAGUGUCCAAUAGCAUGCAGCGGAUGGGCCAAUUAACCUGGGAACGGGGCCAAGGGCCAGAGUGCAAAAUGCGACAUUCCUAACGCUGUGGUGGAGCCUCUGAGUUUGGCAUAGCAUCAUGACGAGUGAUGAGAUUCAUUAGAAUUACAUAUAUAGUCUUUGAGAUUUGUAACCCAUAUAAAGGAUAUUUAUUUAUGUAUGUAUGUGCUGGUUCGAUGAUUACGAUUGGAUUCAAAUAUCUGAUUUACAGUAAAAAAAUUAUAUUUUUUAUAGCAACUGUAUUUUGAUAUGCUGUUACGUUUCAUACUGGGUCAGACUUUUAUGCAUCUUAUUAGAAUGUAUAACGCACCUACAGCUGCCAAUGUGUCUGUCAGGAAUUUUUAUUUUUUGUCAAAGUCAAGAUGACAAGUUGCAGUCGGGAAUCGCACACAGCAUCUAAUACAACGCCUUUUCAGAAUAGACAACAAAACAGAAUGAAUUUGGUGUCUAAGGAAACCUUAAAAAAAGCUGCUUGCAGAUGUUUGCAUUUAUGUAAAGUCUCUAUUGUGCUCUUAACUGAGGUCUGUUUUGCUAGGAAGUGUUCAUAUGUGUAUGUGUUUUCAUGUUCCAAAUAAAU
Myxocyprinus asiaticus (Chinese sucker) is the source of this 1740-nucleotide messenger RNA. RefSeq names its product brorin-like. Gene Ontology annotation, molecular function: protein binding. The record is from RefSeq and is a predicted model, not a curated record. Bases 1 to 951 code for a protein of 316 amino acids. Gene Ontology annotation, cellular component: AMPA glutamate receptor complex. Gene Ontology annotation, biological process: negative regulation of BMP signaling pathway. Lineage: Eukaryota; Metazoa; Chordata; Actinopteri; Cypriniformes; Catostomidae. The transcript is spliced from 3 exons.